UGAUUCAAUAAUUAAUGUAUAAUUAAAAAAAAAAAAAAGCAGAAUUCUAACUUAGCUAGGAGUAUCUGCAAUUGCAAAGGGUGUUCAUGCUAGUCAAGGUAUAUUUCAUAUUGGCUUUAGCCUUUAGCGUAUGGCCGUCUAUACAUGGGGAUUUGCCCACCAGAUACUGUAUCCUUCAAAAUUUCAGCAAAAUAGAAAGCUACAAUUGGAAUAUGAAUCUCAAUGUUGAUCUUUGGCUACCGAAUAUUGUACCGUCAGGACCCGUUAUCUAAUUAUGAUGUGGUGCAAUCUUGGUCAUUGGCCGGCGCUUACCUAACCUUUGUCCGAUGCUUUUCAGCCACACAUUAAUAAUCAAUAUAGUAUUAGAUAUUUCAUUCACGUCAAACCAGAAUUCCAUAAACGUUGGAACCUGGAAACCGUGUCAUCUCUGGCCCUAGAUGCAAGAACUGCUACUCGAGGAAGGUUCGUUCUUUCAUCUGUGAGAUAGAAUGAAGGAGGAGGUCUCAUCAGGAAGUUCUUUUUCACUGUUGGAAUGGGUUUCCAAGUUUCAGACUGUGGCUUGGGAAGCAUACCAAAGCAAGCCAAUUUCACAUUGGAUUCUUCUAUUUCUAAGCAGUUUGGGUAUGCUUGUGGCAUUUCCUGCUUCAAGCCUUCUAUCUCGAGUCUAUUAUGCUAAUGGGGGAACAAGCAAGUGGAUCAUUUCAUGGGUAGCAGUUGCUGGAUGGCCUAUACCUGCUUUGAUCUUAUUUCCUACCUACCUCUUCUUCAAAACUUCCCCUACUCCUCUCAACUUAUAUAUUUUCCUUUCUUACGUUUUUCUGGGGUUUUUAAGUGCUGCUGAUAAUCUCAUGUAUGCAUAUGCCUAUGCCUAUCUCCCGGCAUCAACUGCAUCUCUUUUGGCAUCAUCAUCCCUAGUGUUUUCUGCACUGUUUGGUUUCUUGAUUGUGAAGAACAAACUGAAUGCUUCAAUGAUAAAUGCUAUUGUGAUAAUAACUGCUGCUAUGACCUUAAUUGCAUUGGAUUCAGAUUCAGACAAAUACGAUAGUGUCACUAACAGCCAAUACAUUUGGGGUUUUGUAUGGGAUAUCUUGGCCUCAGCACUCCAUGGCCUUAUCUUUGCUCUCACAGAGUUGGUUUUUGUGACGUUCUUAGGUAGAAGGUCCUUCCAUGUUGUUUUGGAGCAACAGGUCAUGGUUUCAUUCUUUGCCUUUGUGUUUACCUCUAUUGGGGUCAUAGUGAACAAGGAUUUUCAAGGAAUGGUAUCUGAGUCUAAAACUUUCAAGGGUGGGGAAACUGCGUAUAAUCUGGUUCUUAUUUGGGGUGCAAUCACUUUUCAGUUGGGUGUGCUAGGAGGCACUGCUGUGCUUUUCUUGGCUUCCACUGUGAUGGCUGGUGUUCUUAAUUCAGUAAGGGUACCACUCACAAGUAUUGCUGCUGUCAUACUAUUACAUGACCCGAUGAGCGGCUUCAAGAUCCUCUCUCUGUUCAUAACCUUCUGGGGAUUUGCUUCCUACAUCUACGGCACUGUUGAUGGGAGCAAGUUAUCCUAAUCAUAAGUUUCUGUUUUUU
This is a messenger RNA of Durio zibethinus, 1569 nucleotides long. RefSeq names its product putative purine permease 5. Gene Ontology annotation, cellular component: membrane. The record is from RefSeq and is a predicted model, not a curated record. NCBI's taxonomy places the organism in Eukaryota, Viridiplantae, Streptophyta, Magnoliopsida, Malvales, Malvaceae. Gene Ontology annotation, molecular function: purine nucleoside transmembrane transporter activity.